GUUUUUUGUGUUAUGGUACCUGCUUUAGUCCACCUGUAGUCACGGUGAUAGCGAUUGGCCGUUAUUAGCAAAACAACAUUCCUAGAAACCUGAAUAGUUUCUUAGCAUCACACGUUAUGGACGACGAAAUUGAUCCAAAACAGUUUCGCUUUAUCCAAGAAGAGCAUGACACAAUAUUUAAGAAAAUCGAAGAGCUGAAAGAAUUAUUGAUUGAAGCCUCAGAUUCAGGUGUAAAACCGGACGAGGCUAGUGUGCUGAGUUCGUUGGGUUUAGCACAUUUCAAAAUUGAAAACUUUGAUUUAGCAAGACAAUAUCAAGAAAAAUAUCUUGCAUUAGCUACUGAGCUUGAAGAUGAAAAGGGAAAGGCAAGGGCUCACUGCAAUUUAGGCUGUACUUUUAAAGCCAUGGGAGAUUUCAAGCAAGCAAAAGGACAUUUUGAAACAGCUAUUGAUAUUGGACAUCAAGAUGGCAAUAAUAAAUUGUUAGCAAGAACUUACAAUAACCUUGGUAAUAUAUAUGAGCUAGAAGAAAACCUACCCGAGGCUUUAGACUGCCAUUUAAAAAGACUUGCUUUAGCUCACCAACUUAACGAUAAGAAUGGCAUUGGUAAGGCAUGUGCAACGUUAGGGAAUUUAUAUCACGUUACGGGUGAACUUGAGGCUAGUAUCCAGUACUAUCAGGAAAUGCUCAAGAUUCUACGCGACAAAUUAAGGAAGCACAAGAAAAGUUAUUGGAGCAAGAGAGGCUUAAAGCGGCUCACCCAAAUAAAAGUAAAAUACCUAAGUUCCCAAACCCGCGUUUCUUAAAAAAAGACAAGAAAGACGACCUUCUUUUAUGGAAAUAAAGUAAACCAGCUGCAACGUGAUUUUUUGUUGUUGAACUGAUGCAAAUAUAAACUAUGGACUAUCACAUCCAGAUUGUGAUUGGCUCAACUCAGGGAACUAUGGUCUAUAUAUAGAACAUAUAAUCGACAAAUUCUUCUUUAUGAUUUUUUUUUUCAAUUCGCCCUAUAGUUUGUUUGCGUGGAAAGAGAAUCCAAAAUUAAAGCAGGGAAUUUGUUAAGUUUAAAUAUUCUUCGGAAAAUGAUCUGUUGCUAAAUCCUUCAACGUGUUAAAAUUAUCCAAUGAUCAAGGCUUUCUUUUUUGCUAUUGAA
Exaiptasia diaphana is the source of this 1153-nucleotide messenger RNA. RefSeq names its product G-protein-signaling modulator 2. Lineage: Eukaryota; Metazoa; Cnidaria; Anthozoa; Actiniaria; Aiptasiidae. Gene Ontology annotation, molecular function: protein binding. The record is from RefSeq and is a predicted model, not a curated record.